This is a messenger RNA of Poecilia latipinna (sailfin molly), 1423 nucleotides long. Its product is annotated as cingulin-like protein 1. Gene Ontology annotation, biological process: protein localization to cell-cell junction. Gene Ontology annotation, cellular component: bicellular tight junction; myosin complex. Lineage: Eukaryota; Metazoa; Chordata; Actinopteri; Cyprinodontiformes; Poeciliidae. The transcript is spliced from 3 exons. The record is from RefSeq and is a predicted model, not a curated record. Bases 88 to 456 code for a protein of 122 amino acids.
GAUUGAUUGAUUGAUUGAUUGAUUGGUUAUAGGGAGAAGUCCAACCUGUCGCUGGCCAACCGCAGGCUGGAGAGGAGAGUGAAAGAGAUGAUGAUGCAAAUCGAAGAGGAGCAUCACACGAUGCAGGAUCAGAAGGACCAACUGAAUCUGCGUCUGAAGGCUUUGAAGCGGCAGAUGGACGAGGCGGAGGAGACGAUCGACCGGCUGGAGCACAACAAGAAGAAGCUGCACAGAGAGCUGGAUGAGCAGCAGGAAGCCAACGAGCAGCUCAACAGUCAACUCAAAGCUCUGCGCAGCGAGAUGAGGCGCAAGAACACGUCGGCCCCUUUGCUCAACAACUUGGACGACGAUGACGACGAUGACGACCUCAGCACCGACGGGGAGAUGUACUUCAGCUCGUCGGGGUACAAGCGCUCCUCCAGUCAGGACAACGGCUUGUCAGGCUUCGGCUUAUGAGCGGAAACACUUUCUAAAUGUGCUACCGAUGAACGUUUUCUGUCAUGUGCUACUGUUGAUGUCACACUGAAUUAUCCAUGUAAAUACUGGGACUUUCUGCUUCCACCUGCCUGUCAGCAGCAGUCGCUGGACUCUGUAAACUCACUCAGUAUUAUUUGAGCAGCUCUCUGAAGGAAGACAUUGAAAAGGUUUAAUUUGAAGAAAUGAAACGUGUAGAUAAUUUACAUUCCCUCCUGAAUGUUUCUUUGUUGAUUGUUGAUCAUCCCACCAGUGGUAAACUUGAAAACCAGCUACUGCAAUCCAAACAACCAGUACUGCCUUUAUCAGCAGCCGUUUAUAUUCUCUUUUCUACCACCCAGGUAUAUGAAAUAUAUAAACUUUUCCCUUUUUUUAAUGAAUAUAAACCUAAUAUGAAGUGAAUUUUGCCAGGACGCUUCUUUAAUUUAUUCAUUCUUGGCUUAUUGAGGGUUUUAGGGAAAUGAGGAACUUUUACGCGUCUUUUUUUACAGUGUUGUAUCCUUUCAUGACCAAUUUUGUAACACAACUACUUUCAUUUAUAUGUUAUUAACACUUUCUGUGUUAUUAAUUAAUCAGCUUUUGUAUAAUAAUCUCAGUAUUGUUUAUAAGCCUUAUGGAAAAGUUAGUUUUUACACUAAACGAGAUAUUAUUAGUUAAUUCUGUACAAACUUAUCUUUGAUUUAACUUCCGCUUCCUGUCAGAUCCGAGUGUUAGCGCUGAGCAGUGUGAGACUUUUAAAAUUCUCCUUUGUACCUGGAUGAGUGAUUUUCUUCAGAUGUGACGAACUGACAAUCAAAUGUUUUUCUACACUGUGAUGAUUUGCACUCUGUUUGCUGAAAAUGCUGAUUUCUGACGCCUGUGGAGGGAAGCAGGUUCCUGCCGCUACCUCUCUGUACGCGACUGUGUGUUCAUGAGUCCUGCUGCGACGAAAUAAAGUUACUUUCUGCUA